Molecule: messenger RNA, 4229 nt
Organism: Neohortaea acidophila
Lineage: Eukaryota; Fungi; Ascomycota; Dothideomycetes; Mycosphaerellales; Teratosphaeriaceae
Product: Glycerophosphoryl diester phosphodiesterase family-domain-containing protein
Exons: 2
Coding region: 429-3980 (1183 amino acids)
Biological process (GO): glycerophospholipid catabolic process
Molecular function (GO): glycerophosphocholine phosphodiesterase activity; protein binding
Source: RefSeq, a predicted model, not a curated record
AGCUCGCCGGCCGGAUGCCACGGCGCAUGAUCGCCGGCGGAUCAGAGGUCUGGCUUAGAGCAGAGUCGCGUGCCCCCGGCCAGGCACAUUUGCUGACCUUUAGCCUGACCGCCCCACGUUCCACCAAUAAGGUGGGGUGAAGCUUGCACGGUCAUGGCUGCAACCUUUUCUCACAUUCUUCACAUUCACCUUUAUUUUCUUCCUUCUUUGACUCUCCCGUCCCUCAUUCUUUGUGUGUGUCUUUCGGAUUCACGGGAUUUCAUGAGUAUCAGAAGCAUCAUCCCAGGGUAUUGACACUUGUGCGUUUGCCUAUAACAUGGCUACACAACUGUCUCUUCCGCCGUGAGGAUCUCGCCCGCUCGCUCCGACUGCUCUGCUUGCCUCGCUCUCCUUCAUUCCAACUAGGCUCUUCGGACCUCGCAGGCAAGAUGAAGUUCGGGCAGAACCUUCCCAGAAAUCAGGUCCCGGAAUGGGCGCGAUCGUACAUCGACUACAAGGCAUUGAAGAAGUUGAUCAAAACGGCCCAAACCGCCAUUGACGAGGAGGAAGAGCCGGAUCUCGCAGGCUUCUUCUUUACCCUCGAUCGCCAGCUGGAAGAUGUGGACACCUUCUACAACCGCAAGUAUGGAGAGUUUGCGCGUAGACUGCGCCUCUUGUACGACCGGUAUGGAAUGAUUUCCAAACUCCCAGACGGCAUGGAACAGCAGGAUAUGGAGGACCUGAUUGGCGCGUUGUUGGAGCUGCGCGGCCAGUAUCGCAAGCUGCAGUGGUACGGCGAGGUCAACCGCAGAGGCUUUGUCAAGAUCACGAAGAAGUUGAACAAGAAGAUACCCUCCUCCACCGCGCAGAGUCGCUACAUGUCCACCAAGGUCGACCCGAAGCAGUUCGCCACGAAUGGCAAGCUCACGCAGGAUAUGCGUGCCAUCAACGAGUGGUUGUCGAGCCUUGGGGAUAUCCACGUGGCCGACGAUGCGGACUCGGUCCAUUCUGAGAGCUCGCGAUCAUUGCGGCGGAUACCGUCGGUGGCCAGGCUCAACCUAUCUUCGAGCAGUGUGGAUGCCAUGGAGCAUGCCGUCAAAAAGGACAAUCUCGAGGGCCUUGAGACUCUACUGUCUCUGAUCCCUCCCAAUGCAGCCAGCGAUGCUCAGAAGAAUCUGCGACUGGAUCUACUUCAACGUGCGAUCACGUACAGAUCGAUGCGCUCGAUUGUGUUCUUGCUUCGCCAAGUCUCGUCAAUCGACCAAGAAGACGACAUGAACAAGCGCAAUUGUUUGCACCGCCUCGUCAUCUCCAUCGGCCGGACGCGAGUGAUGGAGCUUUCGGGUGACGCAGAAAAGGCAGCGGGAAUCGCCAAGUCCUCGAUCUACAUCAAUGCCGCCGAAGCGCCCGUUAGAGCACCUGGCUCCUUCAAAGUCGAAGAACGAGAUCCUAAUGCUGAUGUUGGCAAGGAUGAGCAAGCAGAGCAACUCCUGAUAUUCGUUCUGGAGCAUCUGUCCGACUGCCAGAAGCCCGGGAUUUUAAGCAAAGACAACUACGGACGGAUGCCUCUUCAUUACGCCGCGCAGUAUGGGCUAGUGGCCGUGAGCCAGGCUUUGAUGAAGUACAUGCAAGACUGGGAUCUCUUCGAUGUGUCUGAUGGUGUGGACUCGGCGGUCUGGCAAGAUGCGGAUGGUUAUGCUCCGAUCCAUCUGGCGGUGGUUAAUGGCCACUACCGGACGGCGAAGGCUCUUCUGCAUCUGGAUGACCAACAUCAAUUCCUCGACCAUCGAUUGACGAGCAAGCAUGUGGAACAGAGCGGCGCGUCUUUGGCCUUGGCUGCCAAAGCGAAUUAUUCAAAGAUUGUCAAGCUCCUGGUCGAUGCUGGUGUCGACAUCAACUACCAGGAUGAAAAUGGUGAGACUGCACUACACGUGGCUGCACGAUUCGGACACGACGAAUGCGCAGCGACCUUGCUGGAAGGGACAAGCGACCAGCAAAUGAACGUCGAGUUGGUCGAGAAGACUUAUGGUUGGACAGCCUUGUUCAUCGCCUGUGUCGACGGGCACUUCAACAUCGUGAAAAUGCUCAUUCCGAGAAGCAUCGAUGUCACGAAGCCUGACCAAUCCGGCUGGACUCCCCAAGAACACGCGGCAUUACGAGGUCAUCUGGACAUUGCCCGGUUUCUAGCCCAAUUCCCACGGCCUCCAAGUGUUCAACCCAGUCCAAACUUGGCUCCGCAGGAUGGACCUAUGGCGAAAGCCAAGGCGCUGAUGGACCGCCGGUCCAAUGGUGUUUCGAAGGAAGGCUCCACGAACGGACGUCUGCCGGAGCCUGUGAAGGAAUUCGGCCAUCGAUAUCUUCUCGACGAAUCUAUGAUCAACGUCAGCUUGGGCACGAUUGACGAGCGCCAAGCGAAGGACAAGCCGCCGGUGGUUUUGGAUAAUAUCGAAAUCUCCUACGCUCAUGCUACGCAACUGGAUACUGCGCUGUCACUCAUGGUGUCGGCGAGCGGUGCCAGCGGAGAGCGGACUCUGGUGGAUCUUCCAAUUCAAGAGAAUAUCAGCACGUCGCCAUUCACGUUCAAAACAAAGGAUCCCAGCAAGGUCAAGCUGUACUUUGACCUGGUGCCUACGUACGCCGGCGACCCCGAGAAGCCGGAAAAGAGGAUUGCUAGAGGCGUUGCUCUCCUUUCCAGCAUCAAACCUAACAUUGGAUUCACAAAGAUGAGCCUGCAAGGGGAUUUGAGCGUGCCGCUCAUGUCAGCGACAACGUUGGACGUUAUUGGCACCGUCAACUUCAACUUCCUCAUCAUCAAGCCCUUCAGUCAUCCCAACAUGAGCAUCAGCGAGGAUCGCACGUACUGGAAGAAAUCAUCCACACUCGUCAUCGGCCAUCGCGGCAGCGGUAAGAACAUGAAUACCAAGACCUCGCUCCAGCUGGGCGAGAACACAAUCCAGUCCUUCAUCACCGCCGCAAAUCUCGGGGCAUCGUACGUCGAAUUCGACGUGCAAAUGACCAAAGAUCUUGUCCCCGUCAUCUACCACGACUUCCUGGUCAGUGAAACCGGCGCCGAUGUCCCUGUCCAUACCCUCACGCUCGAGCAAUUCCUCGCUCUAGGCGACGGCGGCAACCCCCGCAAGCAUCACUCCACCCGUACCCCAUCUCCCUCCUGGCUCGAGCCGCCUGCCUCCAACGGUACCAACCCCGCCCCGCCCAAAAGCCGCGUGCACCGCUCCCUCUCCGUCGGCGAGGACGUGCGCCCCGACACGCGCGACCGCAUGCGACACACGCGCGACUUCAAAGCAAAAGGCUUCAAAGGCAACACGCGCGGCGACAGCAUCCACGCGCCCUUCACCACACUAGAAGAAAUGUUCACCAAGCUCGACCCAGCAGUCGGCUUCAACAUCGAGGUCAAGUACCCAAUGCUCUUCGAGUCGGAAGAGCAAGGCAUGGACGCCUACGCGGUGGAGCUCAACUCCUUCGUCGACACCGUGCUGGCCAAAGUGUACGACCACGCGCCCAAGGGCCGCAACGUCCUCUUCUCCUCCUUCCACCCGGACAUCUGCCUCCUGCUCUCCUUCAAGCAGCCCUCCAUGCCCGUCCUCUUCCUCACCGACGCCGGCACAAGCGAGGUAGGCGACAUCCGCGCCUCCUCUUUGCAAGAAGCCAUCCGCUUCGCCUCGCGCUGGAAUCUGCUCGGCAUCGUUUCGGCUUGCGAACCCUUCGUGCUGUGCCCGCGUCUCAUCCCCGUGGUGAAGAAUUCGAAUCUCGUGUGCUUUUCCUACGGCGCGUUGAAUAAUAUCGCGGAGAAUAGCAAGUUGCAGGCGCGCGAGGGGAUCGAUGCUGUGAUUGUGGAUAGUGUGGCGCGGGUGCGGAAGGGGUUAACUGGAGGCCCGGAGGGGAUGGCCGCUGCUUCUUCUGAUCCUACUGCUGCCUCUGUUGGGGAGGGGGUGGAGAGGGUGGUGGUGAAUGGUGCGGCGAGGCCUGUGGCUGUUUCUUAAGGGUGUUGGCAUCUCAUGUCCUUGCAUACUGGGAAUCUUGUGGAGUUUUUGGUUGCGAUGUUACCUGAUUUGAUGGAAGGCAGACAGCUCGCGUCUUGAUCGGAUGCUGGGAGCUUCAGGGAUAUGGAUGACGAUGAUCGGGAUUUUCAACAUCUCCGGCCUACUACGACUUUGAUUGGCAAGUGGAGGCUAGAUUGUGCGAGUGAGAGAUGUGAUGGAUAUAACUCGUAUAGACAUGCAGACAUCUAC